GCAAAACAACAACAACCCCAUGUGAUGCGUGAUAUCUGUAUCUGUCUCUGUCUCUGUAAGACCAGUCAUACUACUUAUUAAGGCUAUAGUUGUCUCUUGAAAACUUGUCUUUCUGUCGCCGGAAGACAUUAUGAUAAUUAUGAGUUUGUUCAGCAGAUGUCAUUGAGGGAGAGUGGUUUGUUAGCGUGUUAGCUUGUGAGCUUAGUAGCUUGGUGGUGGCUGCUGCCAAGCUAGGAGUAGGAAAGAAGGUCUGGGUAUUCCCCCAGUUCAUUACUUUCGAUUUAGAAAACUACCCAUCUUCCCAACUCUGUAAUGGCAGAACAAAAUAUUCAAUCCAAGUUAAUAACUCAGUUAAAAAAUGAUCAAAUUCAACUAUGGAACCCCCCUUACACAACUGAUAAUGGGGUCGGACAAGAGCAAAUGCAUGAGCUUGCUGAAAAAUACGCAGCUCUGGUCCGUGUUCCUUUGCUAGAUGUGGAAGUAGCUCUGGAAACCAUAAGAUCACAGGCUGUUCACAAGGGAUCUGGAAACAAGUUGUUCAGAGAGAAAUGUGUGGCCACAUUGGAAAUAGUCCUCCCUAGAGAUCUGAGGAAGGAUAAAAAGAAGAAUUACCUGGAAACCAGGCUGGAUGUCCCUGCUCAAGACAUAAUAAACAGAAUAAAAGAAGACUUUGGUUUGAAGUACUUCAAACUUAUUUUGUCUGGAAGGACCAUUGAUCCAAAGAAGCGGCUGGACGAGCAGAAUGUGACGACCAAUAGUAAGAUGAUGGUGUUGAAGGUCAGUGAGCCUGAAGGCAUACGAGCCAUGAGUGAGGAGGAGGAGAAGAAGAAAUCGCAGGAUGAGAGCAUGCAACGCGCUCAGAAAGGCUUCCAGAUCCUGUCCGAGAGAGAUGGCAGUGAGGACCCAAUGACCACUCCAUUUUUGGAGAUUGCUGAUCAGAAGGGAAACCCUCUUACAAUUCCUCCUAGUGAGAAAAAGGCUCUGAUCCUGGCCAUGGGGCUCCAUGAGAAGGGCCGAGCGUUGAUGAAGCGCAGGCAGCACGAGGCCGCCCUCAGCUACCUGAUACAGGCCGACACCGAGUUCAGGAAGUGUGGCUCCACACUGCUGAACACGGUGGAUAACUACGCGGUGCUGCAGCUGGACGUGGUGUGGUGCUACCAGGCGCUGGACGCCCUCGACUGCCUGAAGGACAGCAAGGAGCGGCUGCAGCGCGCCGAGGACUGCUUCCGCAAGUGCUACGGUGAGCAGCAGCAGAGACUGCUGCAGAUCAAGGGGAGCUCAGGAGGCGAGGAGGUCCUGUUCCUGAGGCUAUAUCUUCUGCAGACUCUGCUGGCUUAUUAUGAAGGCAAAGACAACCUGGCCCGAGAGAGACUGAACGAGGUGGAAGAUUUGUAUAAGCGACUGCGUCUAGACACAGAUAAGCUGGAAAUGCUGAUAGCUAUGGGCUUCAGUGACCAGGAGGCUCGUCUUGGCCUGAGGGCUUGCCACGGUGACGUGAGCAGAGCAGCCGACCACAUCAGUCAGAGGAGAAAGGAUAAGGAAGAGAUGAGAAAGAGGGAGCGAGGCAAGAGGAGGCGGCGGCAGGAGGGCAUCAACAACUUGGUGGAGCUGGGCUUUGCCAAGAGAGACGCAGCGCGGGCCCUGCACCAGGCCAAUGGGGAUGUGGACAAAGCUUAUGGAAUCCUCCUUGAUGCAUCCCAAGCCAUGGAUACGGCCAGCAGUUCUAGCACAAGCCCCUCUGAGCCUGACAAGCAGUCCAAAGUGGAUCAGCUGGCAUUCCUGGGCUUUGAUCGGGAGGCGGUGGAGGCGGCGCUGCGGCUGACGGACUGGGAGGUGACUCAGGCCACCCAGCUGCUGCUGGACAACCAGGGGGCGCUGCCCCCCGAGCUGCUCUCACCCUCCCCACCCUCCACCUCCUCGCCCUCGGAGGAGCCAAGCACAUCCUCAGAGUCCACAGGCACAGCCAGUCUGGACGCAGACCUGGUGAACGAGGUUCUGGAGGACAUUCCUCAGCAUGAGGAAGACUAUCUAGACCUGACGCUAGAUGAAGAGAGUGAAAUCAUCGCCAAGAUGAGGUCAUAUCUGGAGGGAAAGGAAACGUCCUGCUAAGAGAGGUUCAUCCAUUUUCAAACGCACUUAUUGGCUCAUUUAUGGGCUAAGAAUUUCUGGAGACUGUACAGUAUAAGCCCUUAAAUAUGUUUCCUUGAAGGAAUUGAGCUUUGAUGGCCUCUAUGUUAUUGAUUAAGGGCUUUACGAGUGGGACUUUGUUUUGUUGAACAGUUUUUGCCAUUAUUAAUGAAAAGAAAAUGCAAUUUUAAUUAAUUGCACUAUAUGAAGACACAGUUGUCUUGAAAGUUUACAUUUAAUUGGCAAUAUUUUGUUACAGUUCAUACUGUAUGUUGUUGUUGCAUCUUUCAAACAUAAUUCAAAGUUAAAAUUAAAUUUCCAUUUAAAAGACUUUGGAUUUGAUUGGUAAAAUUAGUUAUGUUACUUUUGUUUUACAUUUUUUUCAUGUGUUUAAGUAAUUGUUGUUAAUUCCUAAUGCCAGAAUUUCAAGUUGGUUUCUGUUCAUGUAGUAAUUGUGUUGAAUAUUACAUGCAAUAAAUCCUUGUUUUGGUUUAUCA
Molecule: messenger RNA, 2624 nt
Organism: Sardina pilchardus (European sardine)
Lineage: Eukaryota; Metazoa; Chordata; Actinopteri; Clupeiformes; Clupeidae
Product: NEDD8 ultimate buster 1-like
Exons: 14
Coding region: 313-2109 (598 amino acids)
Biological process (GO): regulation of ubiquitin-dependent protein catabolic process
Molecular function (GO): protein binding
Source: RefSeq, a predicted model, not a curated record